Penaeus chinensis is the source of this 1427-nucleotide messenger RNA. It is a transcript of the gene osi, whose product is annotated as electron transfer flavoprotein regulatory factor 1-like. The transcript has 3 exons. The record is from RefSeq and is a predicted model, not a curated record. Bases 176 to 421 code for a protein of 81 amino acids. Gene Ontology annotation, biological process: respiratory electron transport chain. Gene Ontology annotation, cellular component: mitochondrion. Lineage: Eukaryota; Metazoa; Arthropoda; Malacostraca; Decapoda; Penaeidae.
CGGCGGAAAAUCAGCUGUUCCAAACAAUAACAAAAAUAAGAGAAGGAAACUGCAUGACGUGAGAGGAGUCAGGCGCAGAGAAGGACAGUCAGGCAAGCAGUCAGGCAGGAAGGUCACCCUAAAAAGGCAUUGGAUGGACGCUUAGGAUCACGUGAAAUUUUCAAUACCCGUCAUCAUGGCACAAAGGUCACAGGUUAUCCAGCUGUAUAAAAAUCUUCUCUACCUUGGCCGUGAGUACCCCAUGGGGUAUGAGUACUUCCGUGAGAAGCUCAAGAGAGCUUUCAUGAAGAACCGAGAGGUCACCGACCCUGAGCAGAUCAAGGUCCUUCUUGGUCGUGGAGAAUUUGUCAUCAAGGAGAUCGAGGCAUUGUACAUGCUCAGGAAGUAUAGAACCAUGAAAAAGAGGUACUAUGAGGACUAAGAAUGAGAAGAAAUGCAAAGAAGGAAAGUCUCAAAGAGUGAGGUUGCUGUUGAUAGAGGAGAUAGAGAAAAAUAAUCAGGAAGACAUUCUGAGGAGAGCCUUCUUAUUUCUUGUCAUAAUAGAUAGUUAUGAUAAAGACUUAAGAAGUAGAGGAAAUAAAGAGAAUGUGUGCUCUAAGGAUUGAAGAAGGUGAUAGAUGCUAUAAGGAAAAGGAAGAAAGAAAAAAGACAUUGUUAAACAGAAUAAAGAAAAAGACAGAGAUGGAAAGACUUAAGACCAACAUAAAAGAUAGCAAAGGCUUCUAUGGAAAAGUGAAAAAAGAGAUUAAGGAAGAAAUUAUUAAAAGCAACCUUUUUUCUUAGCAUAAUAGCGUUGUUUUUUAGUAGGGAUGUAGCUUAUAGUAGACUAAGAAUUGUUCACUCAUGUUUCCCCACAAUGUGUGCUUUCUGUAUACCACUGAGAAAAUGUUUUCAUACUUGUAAUACGAUUUUAGAAAUAAAAUAUCUUCAUUGGCUGUGAAUUGGCAUGUUCUCGGGUGUGGAGUUAAAACAAUGAUAUACCCUUUAUACAUACCAGUAACAUAAUAUAACAUGAUGUACCCCUUCCUACUUAUACCAUUAUCAGUAUCAACAUAUACCUAAAUGUAGCUGCUAAUAUCUAAGAUAUUUUUGUGGAGCAUCAUCAUAUUCAUUUUUCAGGCUUGUUUUAACAGUAUUAACUUUUUAAUCAUAAUCAUAUAUAUGUACUUACAAUAUCUACUGAAGUACUUCAGUUUACCAAUGUUAAAUAAUAUAUUUUUUUCUGUUACCUCCAUCAAAUACCUCAUUACUUUAAUCUAUCAUUUUCUAUUUAAAGGUUUUAAAUGUCACGUAUGUUAAAUGCAUUCAGAAAGCUCAGUGUAUGUAUUGUUCAGUACAGUGUAUAUUUAAUUCUAUGUAAAAGAAAAGAUAAUGGGAUAUUUUGCUAUUUCUAUAUUUUAGUGGUAUAUAAAGCAUAUAAAAAAGAA